Molecule: messenger RNA, 1218 nt
Organism: Epinephelus moara (kelp grouper)
Lineage: Eukaryota; Metazoa; Chordata; Actinopteri; Perciformes; Serranidae
Exons: 5
Biological process (GO): T cell activation; interleukin-15-mediated signaling pathway; positive regulation of ERK1 and ERK2 cascade
Cellular component (GO): membrane raft; external side of plasma membrane
Molecular function (GO): protein tyrosine kinase binding; MHC class II protein binding
Source: RefSeq, a predicted model, not a curated record
GCAGGCAUCAGUGGAACGCCCACCGAUCGCUACUACAGAGCUGGAAAUGACGCCACUCUGCCCUGUGCCACUGCAUCAACCUCGAUCACAACAUGCUCCACCUUUACAUGGCUUUACAACUGCAAUCAAUAUCAGACUUUCACUGAGGUUCAGAAUGGAAAUGUUGUGAAGAGCUCAGCCCGAGCUGCCAGGCUGAGUGUGGACACUGACUGCUCUUUGGUCAUUAACAACGUAACUGCUGAGGAUGUUGGUUUCUACACCUGUCGGCAGGGGAGUAACACUUCUCAGGAUGUAGUCGUGUAUUUAAAUGUUCUGACAAUCUCUCCAUCUCAACCAGACACUGAUCCAAAGAGGGACGGUGAAGUCACAUUAGAGUGCUCUCUGUCGAGAUACAGCGACCACGGCCCUUGUCCACAGAACAGCGUCCGCUGGGUGGAUGAGACAGGAGCUGUGCUGCUUGGUGAAGGUGUCGGGUACAAGUUCCUCAGACAGACGAGCUGUGUCUCUGCUCUGACUGUGAAGCAUCAGAGUGGCAACAACAGGAAAUACACCUGCCAGUUUGUUGAUAACAACAAAGUAGAGAUAGAGGCUGACUACACACCUGACUUCACAGAAUCCACAGGCUGGUCUCCUCUGAGCUACGUCAUGUUGGCUCUGUGUAUUGCAGGACUGAUCCUGAUGAUCGUAAUCACCAUUCAUGUCAUCAGAAUCAAAUGGAACACAAAACCACUUGAUGAUGGCGACAGUGAAAACAAUGAUGGUGACGUCCAGUAUGAAAAUGAUGGAACACGUCCUGCUGCUGCGAGACUGCACUGAUCAACAACUUCCACACCAACUUCAGAUCAUCAGAAAGUCACAUAGCAUCAGUCAUUUUACACUUGUGAUCAAAGCUUUGACUUAAAAUGACUGUUCUAUAUUUAGGAUAAACUGCUCGCUCUUUUUACACCUUAAGUGAUGUAAGGAAUAUCUGUCAAACUGUUUUCUGUGCCAACAACAAGCAGAUGUUGUAUCUUCAGACUGUACUGUAAAAAAGUCACUCAUAUUGACAGCUGUAUGUCACCUUUUAUUACAGUUUAAACAGACAUUGCUAAGCUAAACACUGUAAUACUGAAACACAAAGAGGUAACUUUGUACUAACAUCACUGUAACUUUGAAGGAUACCCACUUUAUUUGUCUCAGACUGCUAUAGAGCAUCACAUCAGCCUCAGUUUAACUUCA